Messenger RNA from Ruditapes philippinarum (Manila clam), 1502 nucleotides. Its product is annotated as histone-lysine N-methyltransferase, H3 lysine-79 specific-like. The transcript is spliced from 3 exons. The record is from RefSeq and is a predicted model, not a curated record. Bases 18 to 1430 code for a protein of 470 amino acids. NCBI's taxonomy places the organism in Eukaryota, Metazoa, Mollusca, Bivalvia, Venerida, Veneridae.
AUUCUACGUCGGUAAUUAUGGACUCUGACGGGUGGUUAUCGACGAAAAACAAAAAGAAGCUACAAAGACCUCAGCCGAGGUUAAAGAAAACCAGGUCAUCAACAUUAAAGCCACCAAAAUCAUCAUUACAGAUUACCCAUUCUCCUCCUCCAAAAGAGUUAUUUACUUCAACCAAACAGUCGUCCCUGAUUGACUUCUUCUCAGCUAAUUCAGAACCUCAAAUGGAAGUUGAAGUCAUAUUUGACCAUGAUAGUCAAACUCAGAAAUUAAAUGCAUCAACUAAAAGUAAUGAUUGUCUAGGAAGAUCAUCUUCACAAAGUGUAAAAGAGGACUUGCAAGAGGAUAGAAGAGAAAAUAGUAGGAACAAAAGUACAGACAGUAUACCAGUUGAUGAAGAGCAGGAGAAUCUGUACAACAACAUGACCGUCACGGUUGAUUCCAAGACAAAAGUUCAGAUUGAAGAUGAAAAGGAAUUUAGUCCCACUGGAAAGGAAAGUGAAAAUAGUGUUAGCCCAAAUUGUCACGAAAUGGUAACCAAUGUUGCUGACACCACUAUUAGAUUAGACAGCAAAGAUUUAAAUGCAAGGAGGCCAUUGAAAAGGAUAAAGUGCUAUGAAGAUACAAAUGUCGAUGCAGACAAUCCGUUAAAAAGAGCCAGAUUAGAUGUUUGUGUGAUGGGGAAUGAUGACAAAUUAAGCAAUACAAACUGUGAAAUAAGUGUAAACGUGGUAAAUAAUAGUAACAAAAGCAAUAGGGAAGUUCUGUCUAACAUGGAUCAUUCAGUAACAUAUGUAUCUAAUAACCAGAAAACCAUUGAUAUGGAACUUGAAAUGGGAAAUGGAUCAGACGCUAUUGAUAGUAACUUGCAAUUUUCAUGCUCUAACAGUCAAAGUUUAGAUCUUGGUAGUCCACUUGCACUGAACAGUCAAGAUGUGGAGCUAAGUACAUUAGAUGCAGCAGACCUAGAAAUUCCAAAUGACGUUUUAAGUAAUACAGUACAAAAUGAAGACAUUCAUGAAUGUAGUUUAACGUUUACGUGUGAAACUGAAAAUAUUGAUAACUUGACAAAGGACGGAGAAGAUAGCAACGUAAUUGUUGACAUGUUUACAUUAGCAGACUCUCAAAACAUCAUGUCAGUUAAGAAUUUUGAUAAAUCUGAUAAUACAAUAAAACCAGGCGGUGAUGAGAGCUUAAACACUGACUCAGUUACGUUAACAGACUCGCAAGACGAUACGUUAGUGUGUACAGGAGAUAACAUAACAUCUGAAGAUAGUCUUGAUUUAACAAAUGAGGGUCACCUCUUUGAUAUUGGAGCGAACUCAAAGAACACUGUUGAUUUACCUGAAUCAUCUAAAGAUGAUUCUCAGCUUACAUUUUCUUCGUCAUCACCGGAAUCUCUUUCUGAAUAUCAGUCUCUUGACUUUUCGUGACACAUUUAUGAAAUAAUUAUGUUAUAUUCACGUAUUGUUGUUGAUUUUUCUUUCCUAAAAUUCCUGAUAAAU